Molecule: messenger RNA, 1328 nt
Organism: Triticum dicoccoides
Lineage: Eukaryota; Viridiplantae; Streptophyta; Magnoliopsida; Poales; Poaceae
Product: phospholipid-transporting ATPase 2-like
Exons: 5
Coding region: 283-789 (168 amino acids)
Biological process (GO): phospholipid translocation
Cellular component (GO): plasma membrane
Molecular function (GO): ATPase-coupled intramembrane lipid carrier activity
Source: RefSeq, a predicted model, not a curated record
UUCCUUCUUGGCAGAGUUCAGGUUCUUGAAAAGGCUUAUUCUUGUCCAUGGACGAUACUCACACAACCGUACUGCCUUCCUUUCGCAGUAUUCGUUCUACAAGUCAUUGUUAAUUUGCUUUAUUGUACUCUCGUUAAUUUGCUUUAUUCAGAUACUCUUACGUCACAAACAAAAUCACAGGUCCAUAAUUCACCUUCAGAUCUUAUAUGUAAUAUCUUUCUCAUAUUUCAUUCAAGCAUACUGGAUACUAGCUGCUCUUGCCAGCAUUCUCAUAUUGCAUACAUGCAGUUUUUCUUUUGUUUCAGGUAUUGCCGAACCAGUUUAUUCAAUUCAGUUAGUUUGGUGGCUUAUAAUGUCUUCUACGCAAGCAUUCAUGUUCUAACUACUGCUCUGGACAAGGAUUUAUCUGAAAAAGACAGUGGCACAGAACCCAGAAAUUUCACUUUACUGCCAGUCUGGAAGGCUUUUAAUCCAAGUACUUUUCCUGGUUGGUUUGGUCGAUCAUUAUAUGAUGCAAUCUUUGUUUUCUUAAUCACCAUUAAUGCUUAUGCCAAUGAAAAAAGUGAGAUGGAGGUGUUGUCAAUGGUUGCUCUCUCAGGAAGUAUUUGGUUGCAGGCGUCUGUCUGUUGUGACAUUAGAGAUGAAUCCUUUCACUUUUCUGCAGUUUCUGGCAAUAUGGGGAACCUUUGCUGCUUUCUAGUACAUCAGAAAUUUCUGUAUCAAUGCUACCAACUGCUGGGAUGUGCACUAUCAUGUACCGCCUUUGUAGACAGCCGUCAUACUGGAUAACGACGCUGCUAAUCAGUGGAGUUGGCAUGGGUCCUGUAAUAGCUCUGAAAUAUUAUCAUUCUUCAGAAGGCCGAGCAAUCACGCGGGCCUAUGUACACCCUGGUAAAUCUGGAAUCUCAACUGAGAUCAGAGAACGAUAAUUCGACCAGCUACAUGUCGACCGACGACUGGCGACGGUCAAGAAUAAGAGCUCAGUUUAUGAGCCCCUGCUGUCUGAUUCUCCUAUGGCAUCCAGGAGAUGAGGAGAUCACUAGCAUUGUCAUCAUUUGACAUCUUUCAGCCAGCUCAGUCAAGGGUUCCUGCUGCUUAUCCCAGAAAUAUUAAAACCAGUUAACCUUUGCGUGUCAUUGUAGUAGCACAGGUUAUACCCUCAACAAAGAAAAAAAUGGAAAUAGAAGUUGGUAUGAGUGGGUGCAAAGCAAACAAAUAUAAAAGGGUCACGCUUGUGCAUGUGAAGUGAAGUCUGAAGAUAAGGAGUUUGAGACGUGCACCUGCAAAAACUUAUAUUUGCAUUGUUGCAGGUGAUGAUAAAACGAUGA